Vicugna pacos (alpaca) is the source of this 4129-nucleotide messenger RNA. RefSeq names its product ADAM metallopeptidase with thrombospondin type 1 motif 5 (gene ADAMTS5). The record is from RefSeq and is a predicted model, not a curated record. NCBI's taxonomy places the organism in Eukaryota, Metazoa, Chordata, Mammalia, Artiodactyla, Camelidae. Gene Ontology annotation, molecular function: zinc ion binding; metalloendopeptidase activity. Gene Ontology annotation, biological process: extracellular matrix organization; proteolysis.
UUUUUCCCUCUCUUUCUUUCCUUCCUCCUGGUUCCACUAGGAUCAAGGAAACCCGCAAAAUAAGAAAGGAAGCGGGCUUCGGAGCUUGGAACCGAGCAGGUUCGGCGGGUCCCGAGCAGCAAGAGGACUGGAGGCAGCCCGCAUCCAUUGCCCGCCUGGUGCGCGGCACCUUCUUACUUUUCUUGGUGCACCGAUCUUGGCCGCAUUUGGGGUUAAUUUGGGUUUUUCCCAUUUUCUCGUACUUGCUGAAUCUCCAAAACCCGGCUUUUUUCUUUUUCUUUUCCCCCCUCUUUCCGGAGCACGAAUCCAAACAUUUUCCAAACCAACAAAGAAAAGUUCGCACGCUGGCACCGCGGCCGGGACAGGCUGGCGCUGCUGCCGGGUCCCCCUCCCUCCGACACUUGACUCAACCUUGCAAGCAAGCAAGUGUAUGUGUGUUCCCAUUUCCCGCCCCGGUAACUUCCAGAGCGAAUAACAAAUUCCCAUAAAGUCCCCGUCGCGCAGCCCCUCCCCGCGGGCAGCGCACUAUGCUGCUCGGGUGGGCGUCCCUGCUGCUGUGCGCGCUCCGCCUGCCCCUGGUCGCGGCCGGCCCCGCCGCGGCACCUGCCCAGGAUAAAGCCGGGCAGCCUCGGGCUGCAGCAGCGGCCGCCCAGCCCCGCCGGCAGCAGGGGGAGGAGGUGCAGGAGCGGACCGAGCCUCCGGGCCACCCGCACCCCCUGGCGCCGCAGCGCAGGAGCAGCGGGCUUGUGCAGAACAUCGACCAGCUCUACUCGGGAGGCGGCAAGGUGGGCUACCUCGUCUACGCGGGCGGCCGGAGGUUCCUCCUGGACCUGGAGCGGGAUGGUUCGGUGGGCGCCGCUGGCUUUAUGCCCGCAGGAGGCGGGCCGAGCGCCACCCGGCGCCACCCGGGCCACUGCUUCUACCGGGGCACCGUGGACGGCAGCCCCCGCUCCCUGGCUGUCUUUGACCUCUGCGGUGGUCUCGACGGCUUCUUCGCGGUCAAGCACGCGCGCUACACUCUGAAGCCGCUGCUGCGUGGGCCCUGGGCGCAGGCCGAGGACGGGCGCGUGUACGGGGAUGAGUCUGCGCGGAUACUACACGUCUACACCCGCGAGGGCUUCAGCUUUGAGGCCCUGCCGCCGCGCACCAGCUGCGAGACCCCUGCGUCCCCUCCAGGGCCGCGGGAGCGCCCCUCAGCGCACAGCAGCCCCGAUCGAGGCAGGGCGCUGGCCCCGCAGCUCCCGGACCAGUCAGCUCCCUCGUCGGAUGGGAGUCCGGGACCACAGACGUGGUGGCGGCGGCGGCGGCGCUCCAUCUCCCGGGCCCGCCAGGUGGAGCUGCUCCUGGUGGCUGACGCGUCCAUGGCGCGGUUGUAUGGCCGGGGCCUGCAGCAUUACCUGCUGACCCUGGCCUCCAUCGCCAACCGGCUGUACAGCCACGCCAGCAUCGAGAACCACAUCCGCCUGGCCGUGGUGAAGGUGGUGGUGCUGGGCGACAAGGACAAGAGCCUGGAGGUGAGCAAGAACGCGGCCACCACGCUCAAGAACUUCUGUAAGUGGCAGCACCAGCACAACCAGCUGGGAGAUGACCAUGAGGAGCACUACGACGCAGCCAUCCUGUUUACGCGAGAGGAUUUAUGUGGGCAUCAUUCAUGUGACACCCUGGGAAUGGCAGACGUCGGGACCAUAUGUUCUCCCGAGCGCAGCUGUGCUGUGAUUGAAGAUGAUGGUCUCCACGCAGCUUUCACCGUGGCUCACGAAAUUGGACAUCUCCUUGGCCUCUCCCAUGAUGAUUCCAAAUUCUGUGAAGAGAACUUUGGGACCACAGAAGAUAAGCGCUUAAUGUCUUCCAUCCUGACCAGCAUUGACGCAUCCAAGCCCUGGUCCAAGUGCACAUCUGCCACCAUCACGGAAUUCCUGGAUGAUGGCCAUGGUAACUGUUUGCUAGACCUACCACGCAAGCAGAUCCUGGGCCCCGAAGAACUCCCAGGACAGACCUACGACGCCAGCCAGCAGUGCAACCUGACGUUCGGGCCCGAGUACUCCGUGUGCCCCGGCAUGGACGUCUGCGCACGCCUCUGGUGCGCCGUGGUGCGCCAGGGCCAGAUGGUGUGUCUGACCAAAAAGCUGCCAGCCGUGGAGGGGACACCGUGUGGGAAAGGCAGGAUCUGCCUUCAGGGCAAGUGUGUGGACAAAACCAAGAAAAAAUAUUAUUCAACUUCAAGCCAUGGCAACUGGGGGUCCUGGGGGUCCUGGGGCCAGUGCUCCCGCUCGUGCGGGGGAGGAGUACAGUUUGCCUAUCGCCACUGCAAUAACCCUGCGCCCAGAAACAACGGCCGCUACUGCACAGGGAAGAGGGCUGUCUACCGUUCCUGCAGCGUCAUACCCUGCCCCGCUAAUGGUAAAUCUUUUCGCCAUGAGCAGUGUGAGGCCAAAAAUGGGUAUCAGUCUGAUGCCAAAGGAGUCAAAACAUUUGUGGAAUGGGUUCCCAAAUACGCAGGCGUCCUGCCGGGAGACGUGUGCAAACUGACCUGCAGAGCUAAGGGCACCGGCUACUACGUGGUGUUUUCUCCAAAGGUGACUGAUGGGACCGAAUGCAGGCCGUACAGUAAUUCUGUCUGCGUCCGGGGAAAGUGUGUGCGGACCGGCUGCGACGGCAUCAUUGGCUCGAAGCUGCAGUAUGACAAGUGUGGAGUGUGUGGUGGAGACAACUCCAGCUGUACAAAGAUUGUUGGAACCUUCAAUAAGAAAAGUAAGGGUUACACUGACGUUGUGAGGAUCCCCGAAGGGGCAACUCACAUAAAAGUCCGACAGUUCAAAGCCAAAGACCAGACUAGAUUCACUGCCUACUUAGCCCUGAAGAGGAAAAACGGUGAGUAUCUUAUCAAUGGAAAGUACAUGAUCUCCACUUCAGAAACCAUCAUAGACAUCAACGGAACAGUCAUGAACUACAGCGGUUGGAGCCACAGGGAUGACUUCCUGCAUGGAAUGGGCUACGCGGCCACGAGGGAAAUACUCAUUGUGCAGAUCCUUGCAACAGACCCAACUAAAGCAUUAGAUGUCCGUUACAGUUUUUUUGUUCCCAAGAAGUCCACUCAAAAAGUAAACUCUGUCACCAGCCACAGCAGCAAUCAGGUAGGAUCGCACACUCCGCAGCUGCAGUGGGUGACGGGCCCUUGGCUUGCCUGUUCUAGAACCUGUGACAUGGGCUGGCACACCAGGACGGUGCAGUGCCAGGAUGGAAACCGGAAGUUAGCCAAGGGAUGCCUUCUCUCUCAGAGGCCUUCUGCAUUUAAGCAGUGUUUGCUCAAGAAAUGUUAGCCUGUGGUUAUGAGCUGAUACAGAGAUAACUGGGUUGAUUUUUCACUGAUACGGUCCUGGUGAACAGAGGUCAACCUAGAGCACAGAGUCACACUUCAGUGUCAUUAGCAACAGGAGUCCAAUCAUGGGCAGAAUCUGCUCUCAGCGACCAAAUGAAGAUGUGCACUGCUUCACAGGACAGUGGUGACCUUGGAAUAGAGAAAACCUUGGGAGUACUGAACAUCCCCUGGACCUACAAGAAUGCAAAAACACUGAUGAAUGUAGAAUCAGGGGACAUUGGAAGCUGGCAGAGCAGUCUUCCCCUUGUCACCUACCUCUUAUGGAAUGUCUUCAAAGGCAUCAUAGUCAUUUUGAUGCAUAUUACACAGUAGCUUAUUUUUACUGUUUGUAAAUACAUUCUUUCUUGGUAUGUCACUUUAUAUCACUUGGUUCUAUUAAAAAAUAUAUAUAUAUAUAUAUUUCUAUAAAAAAGUGUUUGACCAAAGUAGGUCUGCAGCUAUUUCAACUCCUUCCAGUUUCCAGAAAGAGCUGUGGAUGUUUUACUGGAAAUUAAGAACUUGCUGCUGUUUUAAAGAGAUUUACUAUACUUUCAGACUACAGGAGAUACAAUUUUCGUCAAAAACCAUUUUGACAGCAUCUUCUGAGAAAUUCUGAAAAGAAAAAGGAUCUCCGUGUAUCUAGUCACUGAAAUAUAUACAGGGGUCCAUUUAUUUAAAUCUUUGACUGCCUGUAUUUUUUCAGGCAGCCAGCCAAAUUAAUGCAUAAUGAGGAGGUAGAAGUAGUGUGUGUGUGUGUAUGUUGUCUGUAUU